Messenger RNA from Loxodonta africana (African savanna elephant), 2766 nucleotides. Its product is annotated as serine/threonine-protein kinase WNK2. Gene Ontology annotation, molecular function: ATP binding; protein serine/threonine kinase activity; potassium channel inhibitor activity. The coding region runs from base 1 to 2766 and encodes 921 amino acids. The transcript has 10 exons. The record is from RefSeq and is a predicted model, not a curated record. NCBI's taxonomy places the organism in Eukaryota, Metazoa, Chordata, Mammalia, Proboscidea, Elephantidae. Gene Ontology annotation, cellular component: cytosol; cytoplasm. Gene Ontology annotation, biological process: intracellular signal transduction; protein phosphorylation; monoatomic ion homeostasis.
AUGGAGGCCGGGCGCGGCGCCGGGGUGGCCGCGGGCAUGGCGGAGCCGGCGGCGGCGCCGCGGGCUCGCGAGGCCCGGCCGGUGCACCAACGCUUUCUGCGGCGCAGCGUGGUGGAGUCGGACCAGGAGGAGCCGCCGGGCCUGGAGACAGCCGAGGCGCCGGGCGCGCAGCCCCCGCAACCGCUGCAGCGCCGGGUGCUGCUGCUGUGCAAGACGCGCCGCCUCAUCGCCGAGCGCGCCCGGGGCGCCGGCCGCCCCGCGCCCGCAGCGCCGCCCCAUACCCCCGGCGGCCCAGUGCCCCCGGUCUCCGAGGCUGCGGACGCGCAGGGCCCUAGUCCGGUCCCGGACCCCGCCACCGCCCCCGCCGCGCCGGCCCCCGACGGCAGUCCUCCGGAGGAGGCGGCGGCGGCGGCAGAGAGGAAGGAGGAGGCAGGCACCGCCGAGGCGAAGCCGGAUCCGGGGCGCGCUCGGAGAGAGGAGCCUGAGGAAGAGGAGGACGACGAGGACGACCUCAAGGCCGUGGCCACCUCACUGGACGGCCGCUUCCUCAAGUUCGACAUAGAGUUGGGCCGCGGCUCCUUCAAGACGGUCUACAAAGGGCUGGACACGGAGACCUGGGUGGAGGUCGCCUGGUGUGAGCUGCAGGACAGGAAACUCACCAAGCUGGAGCGGCAGCGGUUUAAGGAGGAGGCCGAGAUGCUGAAAGGCCUGCAGCACCCCAACAUUGUGCGAUUCUACGACUUCUGGGAGUCCAGUGCUAAAGGGAAGCGGUGCAUCGUGCUGGUGACAGAACUGAUGACCUCAGGGACGCUGAAGACGUACCUGAAACGGUUCAAGGUGAUGAAGCCCAAAGUCCUCCGCAGCUGGUGCCGGCAGAUCCUGAAAGGCCUGUUGUUUUUGCACACAAGGACGCCUCCCAUCAUCCACCGAGAUCUGAAAUGUGACAAUAUUUUCAUCACCGGGCCAACUGGGUCAGUGAAGAUUGGCGACUUGGGCCUGGCCACCCUCAAAAGAACAUCGUUCGCCAAAAGCGUGAUAGGUACUCCCGAGUUCAUGGCACCCGAGAUGUACGAGGAGCACUACGAUGAGUCUGUGGAUGUCUACGCUUUCGGGAUGUGCAUGCUAGAGAUGGCCACCUCGGAGUACCCCUACUCGGAGUGCCAGAAUGCCGCCCAGAUCUACAGGAAGGUCACCUGUGGUAUCAAGCCAGCCAGCUUUGAGAAAGUGCAUGAUCCUGAGAUCAAGGAGAUUAUUGGGGAGUGUAUCUGUAAAAACAAAGAGGAAAGGUAUGAGAUCAAGGACCUCCUGAGCCAUGCCUUCUUUGCGGAGGACACUGGAGUCCGAGUGGAGCUGGCGGAGGAGGACCACGGCCGCAAGUCCACCAUUGCCCUCCGGCUCUGGGUAGAAGACCCCAAGAAGCUGAAGGGGAAACCCAAGGACAAUGGGGCCAUCGAGUUCACCUUUGAUCUGGAGAAGGAGACGCCGGACGACGUGGCACAGGAAAUGAUUGAAUCAGGAUUCUUCCAUGAGAGUGAUGUGAAGAUCGUGGCGAAAUCGAUCCGGGACCGGGUGGCACUGAUCAAGUGGCGGCGGGAGAGGAUCUGGCCCGCCCUGCAGUCCUCGGAGGUGCAGGCCACCGAGAGCCCCGACAAGACCAGGGGCUCCCAGGUGCCACUGCAGGUCCAGGUGACGUACCACACACAGGGCGGGCGUCCAGAGCCCGAGGAGCCUGAGGCCGACCAGCACUUCUUCCCACCCAAGCUCCCUGCGAGCGCCACGUCCCUUGCAUCGGACAGCACCUUUGACAGCGGCCAGGGCUCCACCGUGUACUCAGACUCCCAGAGCAGCCAGCAAAGCGUGGUGUACAGCUCCCUCCCAGAUGCCCUGCCCUGUGUCUACAGCCCCCCGGUGAGUGAGGGGCCCGGCCUGCCCAGCAGCCUGCCCGCCCUGGGCGCCUACCAGCAGCCCGCCACGCCUCCACCACUGGCCCAGCCAGCACCCCUGCAGCCAGUCCUGGCCCCACAGCCCCUGGGCCCACUUCAGCCGGUGCCCCCGCACCUGCCUCCGUACCUGCCUCCAGCUGCUCAGGUGGUGGCCCCUGCACCACUGAAGCCCCUCCAGAUGCCGCAGGUGCCCUUCCCACCACUUGCUCAAGUUCCAGUUUCUCAGAUGCCUCAGUUUCCCGUCAUCCCUCCUGUCACCCCCCUGGCAGGGGCUGACAGCCUCCCUCCAGCCCUCCCUGACUUACCGGCCGCCAGCCUGCCACCUGUGCCGCCGCCACCUCAGUAUUUCUCUCCGGCCGUAAUUUUGCCAAGCCUCCCCCUUAACCCCCCUACGCCCUUGCCCACCUCUCCAGCCCUGCCUUUGCAGGGGGUCAAGCUGCCCCACGCCCCCCUGACCCCUCUGGCAGUGCCCUGCCGGACCAUUGUGCCAAACGUACCAGGUACCACUACCACCAUACCCCUGCUGACCGUGGCCCCACAGGGCGUGGCCGCCGUGUCCAUCCACCCUGCUGUGGCCCAGCUACCCGCCCAGCUGCCCCCACAGCCCGUCUACCCAGCUGCCUUCUCGCAUGUCGUGCCGAGCGAAGUGCCCCCUUCUCCCCAUCAUGCUCAAAACCUGCAGGUGGUCCCUCAGCAGCUGCAGCCCGCACCACCCCAGACACAGCUGCCCACGCUUCCUCAGCCCCCCCAGCCAAGCAUCCGCCAUCUCUCCGAGCAGGCUGCUCCGGCUGCUGGGGCAGGGACCCAGGUAAUUAAGCCCUGA